UUUCUAAUUAGAGUAAUGUUUGUAGAGCUACUAUGUGUAUAUAUGUAUAAGUAUAAACUGAGCAACUUUUUUUGAUUGACUUGGAUGGGAAUGUGGUACUAGUAUGUGGGAAUUUGAUGGGAUUGUAGUGUAGUGUCCUUGGGUUUUUUUCCUUUUCUUUUUGUUUGCAUGUCCAAAUCACAUGGGGUAUGGGAAUUUGACUGAAAGGACAUAGACUUUGGAGUUUUUGAUCUUCUGGGUUUCUGUCUCUUAAAAAAUUUUCUAUAUAUAAAACUCUAAUAGUUUACACCCACAACAAAAGCUCUUGGUAUUCCUUUAUUCUUGGAUAUCCUCUUUCCUCCAUUAGAAUUUUAUCUUUUUUUCUCUCUUUUUUUAAUUCCCUAUGUAUGUUGAUGAAUUGUGUAGUUUAUGGGGUUGAGGUUGGCUGGGUAAAUUCUAGUAGGAUUAAUAAGCUGGGAAAAUUUAAUACAGGAAAUGGGUGGAGUUGAAUGUGUUCUUGCCAUGGGAACUUUGGCUUGCUUUUGGAAGAGGAAGUUCUUGUAAUCAAGGUGCACUUUAAAAGAAGCUUUUUUUUAUUAUCAAGAAGGUGUGUUGGUCUAAUUUAAAUUAUGUUAAGAAGCAUCUGAUGAACACAUAACCAUAGAAGAAAACAGAAAGGAUCAGUCAUGAAGUUUAUGAAACUUGGAUCUCGGCCAGAUACUUUCUAUACUACUGAGGCAGUAAGGUCAGUCUCCUCUGAAGUGUCUAGUGAUCUCAUAAUUCAAGUGAAGGGAAGUAGAUACUUGCUUCACAAGUUUCCUCUCCUGUCCAAGUGUUUGCGCCUGCAGAGGCUAAGCUCUGAAUCUCCUGAAUCCUCACAACACCAAAUGGUCCAACUUGCUGAUUUCCCUGGUGGAGUAGAAGCAUUUGAACUAUGUGCAAAGUUCUGUUAUGGCAUCACAAUCACUGUAAGUGCCUACAACAUUGUUGCUGCUCGUUGUGCUGCUGAGUACUUGCAGAUGACAGAGGAUGUUGAAAAGGGGAACCUAAUAUACAAACUUGAAGUUUUCUUCAAUUCCUGCAUUCUUCAUGGAUGGAAGGAUUCCAUUGUGACAUUACAAAGCACCAAAGCCUAUCCUAUGUGGUCAGAAGACCUUGCAAUAACAAGCAGAUGCAUUGAAGCAAUUGCUUCAAAGGUCUUAAGUCACCCGUCAAAGGUGAGUUUGUCACAUAGUUAUUCCCGGCGAGGGAGAGACGAUAUGUCAUGCAAUGGUGCAGAGAGCAUGAGACAUAAACCUGAAAGCAAGGGAUGGUGGGGAGAAGAUAUUGCAGAAUUGGGCAUAGACCUUUAUUGGAGAACCAUGAUAGCAAUUAAAUCUGGUGGAAAGACGCCCUCUCAUCUUCUUGGAGAUGCAUUGAAAAUCUAUGCAUCUAGAUGGUUACCCAACAUAUCAAGGGAUGGGUUUGUCAGUAAGCAAGCAGGAUCAGACUCGGAUUCGGAGACAACUUGUGAGCUAACCUCAAAGCAUAGGCUGCUCUUGGAAUCAAUAAUAAGCUUACUUCCAGUGGAGAAAGGUGCUGUUUCUUCUAGUUUCCUACUUAAACUAUUGAAGGCAGCCAAUAUCCUUAAUGCUUCUUCUUCUUCAAAGAUGGAAUUGGCCAGAAGAGUUGGACUUCAGUUAGAGGAAGCAAGAGUCAGUGAUUUGUUAAUACCCUCUCUAUCACAUUCAAAUGAUACACUAUAUGAUGUAGACAUGGUCAUGAUCAUAUUAGAACAGUUCCUGUUACAAGGGCAGAGUCCCCCAACUAGUCCUCCAAGAUCCAAGUUGGGGUUUGAAAGGAGAAGGUCCAGGUCAGCAGAAAAUAUUGAUUUUGAAUUUCAGGAGAGUAGGAGGUCAUCUUCAGCAUCUCAUAGCUCAAAAUUGAAGGUGGCAAAGAUUGUUGAUGGGUAUCUUCAAGAGAUUGCCCGGGACAUGAAUUUGCCUUUGUCAAAGUUUAUUGCAAUAGCUGAAGCAAUACCAGAUUUUGCAAGGCUGGAUCAUGAUGAUCUCUACAGAGCUAUUGACAUUUAUCUCAAGGCUCAUCCAGACCUCAACAAGAGUGAAAGGAAAAGGUUGUGUCGAAUCCUAGACUGCAAAAAGCUAUCUAUGGAGGCCUGCAUGCAUGCUGCACAAAAUGAGCUACUCCCAUUAAGGGUGGUUGUGCAAGUUCUUUUCUUUGAGCAAGCAAGGGCUGCCAUGGCUGGUGGCAAAGUGACUGAGCUGCCUAGCAACCUCAAGGCACUCUUAGCCACACAAGGUAUUGACCCAUCAAGGCCUCCAGCACCAUUAAGUACCACUACUACCAUUCCAGCUGAGGAUCAGUGGAGUGUGUCUGGCCUUAAAUCACCAAAGUCAAGGAUGUCUACUUUAAGAAUGAAGCUGGCUGAGGAUGAUGACUUGGAUGACAAUGAUAUGCACCCAGAUGGAAUUAAUAGAAAUUCUAGGCUCAAGGCUCUUUGUGCACUUCCUACUAGGCCUAAAAGGAUGUUCAGUAAGUUAUGGUCUAUCAACAGAAGUGCCAGUGAAAAGAAUUGAAUGAAUUUUGUUUAUUUUGAGGUUGGAGAUGGUAAUUUAAAAGGGAAAAAAAUACUCUGCUUUUUCUUUGUUCUUGCAAAAUGCCUUGUAACUUGUAGGAAAAGAACUUGAGAAUCUUAAUGCGCAUUAUUGAUGUAAUCUAUUGUAAUAAGAAACAACAUUUUCAGGACUUGAGAGAAAUAUCUCUUUGGUGAA
Molecule: messenger RNA, 2750 nt
Organism: Quercus robur (English oak)
Lineage: Eukaryota; Viridiplantae; Streptophyta; Magnoliopsida; Fagales; Fagaceae
Product: BTB/POZ domain-containing protein At1g67900
Exons: 4
Coding region: 666-2555 (629 amino acids)
Source: RefSeq, a predicted model, not a curated record